GUUGGGGAAAUCAUUUAAAAGUUGUUUUUAUUCGCCUGACUGGUUGGAUGAGAAGAAGACAAAAAGAAAUUGAAGUAGGACGUCGAACCUUUUCUGUUGGUGUUUGGGUGUGGAGCGAGCGAGCGAGCGAGCGAGAGAGAGGACCGUUAGUCGAAGUCAUGGUGAUGUGAGGCGGCCAUUCGGCACUGACUUUGGUUCUAUGGAGGCGAUCAUCGAGGGGGACUCGCUCCUUUACUUUGCUGCUAGUUUGUACCAGGGUUGGCUCCGAGUUUACGAUGUAAGAGGUCCACUCACACAUAGGAUAUCAUGUGGAAAAUCGCAUCAUGGACGUGCAAUAUGGAACACCAAAUUUUGUGUUGUCACGGAUGGUCAGUUGCUAUUGCUGGACAAAGAAGAGAUUCAUCCAUUGCUGCUGCAAGAACGGCGAGCAGAGUCAUGUAGGGCAAGGCUACUACGUCGAACUGUUAGUGUUCCUUCUGAAAAUCAGUUUCCAGAAUGUCAACCAGUUGGAUCAGAGGAGCAUGAUUCUCCAAUUGAGAGACCUGGCCGGAGACGCAGCAUGCCGGGGAACGCUCCAGAGGAUAACCCCACCGUGGAACCACCCACUUCUGCAUCCUUCCGUAUGACGGUAAAACUGCUUGAAAAUUUAACAACUAGGCUGAGACUAUUUGUUUGAAUUUAUAUCAUUGAAAAUUUAAUUUACCUGGUCCAAUCUCACUUAUGUGACCCUGGGCCACUUUUAACUCCCCAGUCGUAUAUUAAAUCCACCAGGUCCAACUUCUGCCUUAAUUUGUUAUCAAUGAUGCCAGCUUGGUGGAUGGGAUUCAAGAGAGUACAGCCACGCAGUCUCAGAAACAACUUGCAGCAAUGUGUAAAAGGGUGGAACAGCUUGCGCUAGAGCAGAAAGGGCAUUAAACAGAUGAAGUGUGGAACCUUAGGGCUUUAGUUUUAGUAAUUAUGUAUUGGUUAAGAGUGCACCCCUUUCUUACUCACUAGGAAACUAUUUAUGAAAAAAUUAACUUGUCUGCCCUCUUCUGGUCUGUUCGUCUUUCACAUCUUGCGCUCUGCCAAAUGAAACUACAAGACUUAAAAAUAUAUUCCGAACCCACUGUUGUUAAACACAACAUUUGAAUUUAUGUGUUUUGAGGGCCUGUCUUGCUUAGUGCAAGACCAGUGAAGGUCAGAUGAAAGGUCCCAACAAGGAUAUGAAACUCUUGCACACUGUUCUCACCACGCACAUUUCUUGCUGUCCUACUGUUUGGCAUUUGUUCCAUCUGUCUAAAAUGCCUUGAGAUAUUUAUUUGCUAUGUCAUAUAUCUGCAAAUUUCUGUUGUUACCUUGAUUUAUGGAAUAGUCAAUAGAUCCAGUCUGCCUUACCUGUGCAGUCUUGUAUUUAUCAAUUUUCUAAAUAAUUUGGACAUGAAUAGUACUUUUCAUCAUGGAUUGUAAUGCAAGUUCAGAAGUAUAAGAACCCAAAUGUGGUGUUAUAUCUGUGCACGAAAUGUUAUGUUUUAUUCUCCAAAAGUAAAAGCCCAGUAUUGAAAAUAUCAAAAUCAACUCUGCCUGAUUGAAAAAUAGGCCUGGAUUUUCCGCUGACUGGAUUGUUUGUAAGAUAUAACUAAACAAAACACUUUAUUGAGCUAUCUGAAAAGAAAAUGGCUUUAAUGAAUUCAUAAUCAGUACAAACAAGUUUUCAAGAAGAAAUAAUACUCUGGUAAGGGCAUAAAAUAAGAGUAUGAUAAUAAAAUAGUUUAGAAUGUCAGCCAGUCAGCACAAAUACUUUGAGAAUUGAAUUCUGAAAAAGAACUUUCACAUUACAUUAGCAAAAAAAAACUUUAGUAAACUUGUGCUGGAAGUGAUUCAUUUUUUGCAUUUGUCUCAAAUCAGGUGGACAUUGAUCAAUAAAGAUUAGUUUACAUAAAACCCUUAUUGCUUGUGCUACAUUAGAACUUAUUGGCACAACCAAUUCUCAAAAUGCAAAUCACAUCAAAAUUAUCUAUUUCAAAACUGGAAAAAAGUCAGUUAUGAUGGGCAUUGGAAGAGUUUUAAUUUUGCACAUUUGACAAUAUCUUCUGACAAGUGUAUUUAAACAGUGAAUGUGCAUGUCAGACAUAUGAAGUAUCUCGAUGUGUGCAAAAUUGGCAAAUCACUGGUGUUGAAAAUCAGUAGGAUCUAUGGAAAACUGCAGAUGCUGCAAAUCUGAAGUAGAAAUAAUUAGCAGGUCAGGCAAGAGGGAAACUGUUUCACAAAUGUUGGCAGACAUGCUGAGUAGUUCCAGCAUUCUCCUGUUAUUUGGGAUUCAUAUAAAUUUUAAUGCAUCCCUUGCUAGAUGUUGGUUUCUCUAAAUUAUGAGACAAAUUUUUGUUACAUGGUAUCAUCAAAAUGAUUAUUGAAUUCAGAAUAGGCAUGCUGAGUUGAGCUCAAAUCUUUUAAGUGUUUAUUGUCUUUUGAAGUACUCCUAAACUGAAAUUUAUCUUCACGAUGCACAUUGAUGAUCACACAGGCCCUUAAAUCACAAGCCGGUUUAAAGUAGCCUUCAUUAAAGCUGAAAAAUAAAUGGCCAUUCUAACAUCAUGCUGCCAUUUGUACCAAAAUCAAAUGCUUGCAAUCUUUUUAUUCAUUGCACCUUAUUAAAUGGUUAAAAUAAAUAUAUAAUCAUAACAAUACACCCUAUUGAAAUAACUUGGAUUACAGCUGCAGGCAUUCUCCUUUGGAAAAAGGUAACUGUAUAAAGUAUUUUGUUUAGUUAUAUUUUACAAACAACUCCUUUGUCACUAAUAACACAGUGAAACAGUGCAAUAAUGUCAACUAGAUUAUCCUGUUGGAUCAUAACUGAUCUAUAAUAUUGAUGGCAAGGAGAUUUGUGUU
Molecule: messenger RNA, 2868 nt
Organism: Rhincodon typus (whale shark)
Lineage: Eukaryota; Metazoa; Chordata; Chondrichthyes; Orectolobiformes; Rhincodontidae
Exons: 4
Coding region: 200-676 (158 amino acids)
Source: RefSeq, a predicted model, not a curated record